AUGACUCGCACCGCCUGCACACACACUCAUUCAACAUCUCAGCACCCCCCACCCCCACCCACGUACGCCAAGUGGAAAGAAUGGGGGUGUGGACACCGGGAUGGGACUAAAGGGGACAUAGAGGAGGGGAGUUUGGUUGCUCAGCUGGCCUCCGCUUCGUGUGUGUGGUGGUGGUGGGGGGGGGCAUGGUGUAGCCUCAACCUGACCCACCGCUGCCGGCCUGGCCCCACUUCUCUGCCAGCCAUUCCCGUCAAGUUCUCGGAGAAGCAGCAGGCGUCUCACUACCUGUAUGUGCGAGAGCACAGCGUCCGAGAAGGAGCCACGUCUACCUGGCCUCAGAAGCGGACCCUUUUCGUCCUCAAUGUGCCCCCAUACUGCACAAAGGAGUGCCUGUCCCGCCUCCUCUCUUGCUGCGGCUCCGUCCAGUCUGUGGAGUUGCAGGCAAAGCCGGACCUUGCCGAGAGCCCAAAGGAGCCAUCAUCGAAGUUUUUUGACCCCAAGCCCAUUCCGGGCUUCCAGGUAGCCCACGUGGUGUUCCAGAAGCCAGGUGGAGUGGUGGCUGCCUUAGCCCUGAAGGGCCCUUUGCUGAUCUCGACAGAGAGUCACCCUGUGAAAACUGGUGUCCACAAGUGGAUCAGCGAGUACGCAGAUUCGGUGCUGGACCCUGAGGCCCUGCGGGCUGAAGUGGACACCUUCAUGGAGGCCUAUGACCAGAAGAUGGCUGAGGAGGAGGCGCAAGCCAAGGAGGAGGAGGGAGUCCCAGACGAGGAGGGCUGGGUGAAGGUGACCCGCCGUGGCCGCCGGUCGGCGCUGCCCCGGACAGAGGCCGCCAGCCUGCGCGUGCUGGAGAGGGAGAAGCGGAAGCGCGCCCGCAAGGAGCUGCUCAACUUCUACGCCUGGCAGCACCGCGAGACCAAAAUGGAGCAUCUGGCACAGCUGCGCAAGAAGUUUGAGGAGGACAAACAGAGGCUCGAGUUGAUGCGGGCCCAGCGCAAGUUCCGUCCCUACUGAGCCGGGGGGCAGGCCCUGCAGGGGAGAGGACGCAUCUCCACUGGGGGAUGGGUGCACUGCCCCGGUGAGCACCCAUCUCUGAAGCUCCCGUGAGCCCACACCCACCGGAGGGAAGGAUUGCCACUCCCAGCCCUGGUGUGGCCAGCUGCCCAGCGUGAGGACUUGGCCCUUAGGAGCUCCCUGCCCAGGAAGAAAGCUCCCUCCCACCCGUGUUUCCUCAAGUGGCUGAGGUCUGAGGGAAUUCAAUUCCACAGGGAACGAGAGGCCAAGAAGCAGUAUGGACACCAGUUUAUUUAUUCCCAGCCUGCUGGGCAGCAGAAGCCCAGAUCUGGUCUCCAUGUCCCCCACUGAAGUCCGUGUCACAGCUAGGCCUGACUCCACUGGUGCACCUGGGCUGCUUCGUCACCUGAGCUGCACGUGCCAGACGCAGUGCUGGCUCGACCACGGCCCGGCUGGGGCUCAGGAGGCCGGGGCCACCUCCUGGGCCUGUAGGAAGGCACCCACGAUCUCUGCCACCUUCUGGGGCUUGUUCAUGUGGACGUAGUGGUUGCCGGGGGUUUCCACAAUCUGGAACCGCUGCAGGCAGGUGGGAGGCAGGCGCCAGGUGAGCUGGGCCCACAGAGGUGUUCGCCCACCCAGGGUCAGGGGAAGCUCCUUACACUGCUCCUUGUGGGACCCUGACCUGAGCCAGUCAUGGGGGGUGGGGAGGGUGUCACAGCACAACACACCUGGGCCAAGUAGGGCCCAGCUGAGAUACAGUUCAGCUCAGGGUCUCCCGGGGAACUCGGCUGAGCUGGCUUCCACCCUUGAGCUGCACUCCCCUUUUCCAGGUCACCACCAAGGCUGCUCAGUGUUGGGCAGUGGGUGGCGCUCAUGAGCUGCCAGGUGCUCCCAGGGACUCUGAUAGGGUCCAAGUCAGCGCAAGCUCUCCACAAUGAGGCCCACUUCCUCCUGGGGCCACUGCAUCUAGAGCUGGGCCUCGGCGAGGUUUGGAGCCUAAGGAAGCCAAGCUGCCCUGGCCGAAUUGUGCUUGGUCCAGAGAACAGCGAAGGACAAUAAAGCUGGGAGGGCCUGCCGACCAA
Molecule: messenger RNA, 2093 nt
Organism: Echinops telfairi (small Madagascar hedgehog)
Lineage: Eukaryota; Metazoa; Chordata; Mammalia; Afrosoricida; Tenrecidae
Gene: RRP7A
Product: ribosomal RNA processing 7 homolog A
Exons: 7
Coding region: 1-1011 (336 amino acids)
Biological process (GO): ribosomal small subunit assembly; rRNA processing
Cellular component (GO): CURI complex; UTP-C complex
Molecular function (GO): nucleic acid binding
Source: RefSeq, a predicted model, not a curated record